Ogataea parapolymorpha DL-1 is the source of this 1719-nucleotide messenger RNA. RefSeq names its product Nucleoporin NUP2. Lineage: Eukaryota; Fungi; Ascomycota; Pichiomycetes; Pichiales; Pichiaceae. Gene Ontology annotation, molecular function: GTPase activator activity. Gene Ontology annotation, cellular component: nuclear pore; cytoplasm. Gene Ontology annotation, biological process: intracellular transport. Bases 1 to 1719 code for a protein of 572 amino acids. The transcript has a single exon. The record is from RefSeq and is a predicted model, not a curated record.
AUGGCUAAAAGAAGCAAAUCUCAGCUCACGGCAGACGCAGCUCUUGCCGAAGACUACGACAGCGACGAGGAAGUGUUCGAGGGAGCCAAGCGUGCUUCUGCGGACGUGAUGGCCUCGCGGCCCAUUGCCAAGUUGAAGCCGCGGCUCAAGGCUGUGAACGGCUCCAAGCCGGAGCCCAAAGUUGGCGGAGCUUUUGGGUUCCUCGGGGCCUCCGCCACGGAACAAUCUAGUAAACCAGCCAAUCCGUUUGCAUUCUCAAAGUCCACAGAGGAGGUCAUCAACGACCAGCCUACACAGUUAAAAUCCUUGAAUGCUCUGUUUUUGGAGGCCGUCAACAACGCUAUUCAGAAGAACCCUAUUGCAGACUUGCGUCCCAUUUUAUCCAAGUACAAUGAGUAUUACGACAAGGUGGUGAAUAAUAAAAUUGCCGUGAAAAAGGCAGAGGUGCCGAAGGUAGAUGUGAAGGUGGCCGAGGUGAAGAACCCCCAGUUCAAGUUUGGUGAUAGCAAGCCUGCAGAAUCCGAGGAAGAGGAGGAAAAACCGGUGGAAAUAAAAGGACCAGCGUUCAAGCUGGAUACGCUGCCUAAAUCAAAGAAUUACGGGUUCAAGUUCGGCCAGGCCCCGCCUCCGGACUCGGACUCGGAUGACGACGUCAAGAUAGAAGGCCCAAAGUUCCAGCUCGCUGGCGGCACACAGAUCAAAGAUGAUGUGUUUAAGCUGCCAAAGAAAGAGGAGAAGGAGAAAAAGGAGGAUAAGCCAGCAUUUACGUUUGGCCAGACAGAGACCAAAGAGACUCCUAAGUUUUCGUUCGGUCAGACGCCCGCCCCGGCCUUCUCGUUUGGCAGCCAGCCCGAGCCGGCUGAAAAGCAAGAAAAGCAGGAAAAGUCAAAAACACCAGCAGAAACACCAGCAUUCUCGUUUUCGGACAAACCAGCAUUCUCGUUCAACGUUCCAAAGGAGACAAAAGAAGAGCAGAAGCCGGAGCAAAAGCCGGAGCAGAAGUCGGAGCAGAAGUCGGAGCAAAAACCUGCAUUUUCGUUUGGCUCUUCUGCCUUCUCCUUCACCAAGCCCUCCGAGACCAAGCCAGCCGACUCUGAGCCGGCCAAACCAGCUUUCUCGUUCUCCGCCCCUUCUAACGGGUUCAACUUCUCGUCGCAGCCCGCACAAAAGCCUGCCGUGUCCAAUCCGUUCAAUUUUGCAUCCAAGUCACAGGACACUGCUCCUGCUGCCUCGACGUUCAACUUCAACUUUUCUGCGCCAAAACCAGAAGAGAACAAGGACGACGCUGCCAACGACGACGACGAGGUGCAGAAUGAAGACGUUAAGGGUGACUUUGCCGUUGUCAAGCUAACACAGAAGGUGGACACGAAAACCGGCGAGGAAAACGAGACGGUUUUGUACACGAAAAAAUCCAAGGUGCUCAAGUUCGACGCGGCUGACAAGUCGGAUCCGUACAAGUCGAUCGGGCUGGGCGAGCUCAAGGUGCUCAAGAACACAGAGACGGGCAAGUCGCGGAUUCUGGUGCGGUCCGAGGGCAGCAUGAACGUGCUGCUGAACGUGGCUAUUUUGAAGGACGUCAAGUACGAGCUGAUCGGUAAGGGCAAUUCCAUGCGGAUCCCUACGUUCUCGCCCGACGGUAAGCUCGAGACGUAUAUCGCGCGCGUCAAGACGGCCGACGACGGCAAGAAUCUGCUCGAAAAAGUGCAAAGCUGCCAGUGA